AUGCAGAAUGCUGCCAGAAGACAAACCAUUAAGAGUCAAGGAAUAUUACAGAUAAAUGGCACAGUCUAUGAAAUCAAGCCCAAGAGCCUUUCUUCCACAUUUGAACAUUCAGUUCACAAGAUAGACAGUGAGGAGACAGAAUUACUCCCCAUGAGAUGUGCAUUGACAGAAGAAGAGAUACAGCAAAUGAAGCUUCAGAAGAAUGAGAAGCCCACUCUGAUGCAAAGCCACGAUGAGGGAUGGUGGACCCACAAGUGUUUUCUUGACCUGGCAUUGGUUGUUGACCGUGAGCGGAUUCGUUAUCAUAACAAUAAUACAUCACAUGUGUUAGUGGAAAUAUUCACCAUUAUCAAUAUUAUAAAUGAGAUUUAUUUUGCACUGGAUAUUGAGGUACUUUUAAUUGGAGUUGAGAUGUGGAAUGAAGGAAACCAUGUGCCAGUGGAUAGAAUGGAAAUUCUUCUAGAAGAAUUUUGUGUUUGGAAGACUAUCAGUCUUAAUAUUCGUAUUCCAAAUGACAUUGCACAUAUUUUUGUGAAUCGUUAUUUUGGUAAUCUCCUUGGUUUAGCUUAUGUUGGAUCUGUCUGUGUGCCAUCUCAUAAUUGUGGAGUUGAUCGUCUGUUAGGACGUAAUCUUUGGUUUUUUGGACAUAUUAUAGCACAUGAGAUGGGUCAUAAUUUGGGUAUGCGGCAUGAUAGCAGCUCAUGUACAUGUGGAAGUAAGAAUUGCUUAAUGUCUCCAACAUACAAUGCCAACCCUGAGUUCAGUAACUGUAGUUAUGCUGCAUUUUGGACAACAUUUGCUACUACCAAUUGUUUGCGCAAGGAAAAGAAAUCAAUAGGCAUCUUUGGAACCCAGUUCUGUGGGAAUGGAGUGGUUGACGACGGAGAGCAGUGUGAUUGUGGAGACUGGCAUAUGUGUAGAGCGGACCAGUGCUGUAACCCCAGCUGCACCCUCAAAGCUGGGGCUGCCUGUGCUUUCGGGCUUUGCUGCCUACAUUGCCAGAUCUUGCCAGCAGGCACACUUUGCCGACAAGAGGUCAACGAAUGCGACCUUCCAGAAUGGUGCAAUGGACAGUCACAUAAGUGUCCUAAUGACGUUUAUUUGCUUGAUGGGAGUCCCUGUAAAGAUGGUGGCUACUGCUAUGAAAAGAGAUGCAAUAACCGAGAUGAACAGUGUAAGCAAAUCUUUGGCAAAGAAGCCAGGAGUGCAGCUCACAGUUGCUACAGAGAACUCAACACCCAAGGUGACCGUUUUGGCAACUGUGGUAUGAUUAGAAAUGCAUACUUAAGAUGUCAUGACUCAGACAUCCUCUGUGGCCGAGUUCAGUGUGAGAACGUAAGAGGCAUUCCAUAUUUGAGGGAGCAUUCCACUGUACUAUGGACUCACCUCAAUGGUGUCACCUGUUGGGGAACUGACUACCAUUUUGGGAUGACAAUCCCUGACAUUGGUUUUGUGAAAGAUGGCACAGACUGUGGUCCAGAGCAUGUGUGUAUCAAUAAGAAGUGUGUCAAUAAGUCAAUGUGGCUAGAUCAAUGUUCACCCAAGACAUGUACUUUGAAAGGUGUGUGCAACAAUUUACAUCACUGCCACUGCAACCAUGGGUGGGAUCCACCACGUUGCCUAGAAAGUGGCUUUGGAGGGAGUGUUGACAGUGGCCCUCCACCUGGGGAAAAAGAGGAACCCCCGCAACAUAUGAGCCUGGAAGUGACCACUUUGAUUCUUUUUGUUACUUUCAUAUUUGUUAUGAUACCUUGGGUUUUGAAUAGGUAUGCAACAGCAUCAAAGAUCGAGGAACCCACUGUUUCCACUUCAGAGGAGGAAGAAGGGAGAGAUGUGGCAAGCAAUGAGUCAGAGCAGCAACAGGUUGAAAUAUAAAAAGUAAAACAUUAUAAGCCUUCAUGUAGUACCAUGUAUCAUCUUGGCAUGUGCAGCAUUGCAUGUUUUAAAAUUAGCUGACCGAAAGUUCUAGAGAUAUUUAAUAUUUCAGCAUAAAAAAAUCAGCAUUCAAUAAAAGUACACGUCCUGGUA
Molecule: messenger RNA, 2028 nt
Organism: Mastomys coucha (southern multimammate mouse)
Lineage: Eukaryota; Metazoa; Chordata; Mammalia; Rodentia; Muridae
Product: disintegrin and metalloproteinase domain-containing protein 25-like
Biological process (GO): male gonad development; proteolysis
Cellular component (GO): plasma membrane; external side of plasma membrane; sperm head plasma membrane
Molecular function (GO): metalloendopeptidase activity
Source: RefSeq, a predicted model, not a curated record